AUGCAACUCCAGUCUCGCCGCUCCCCUCCCUCCCGCCCCUCCUUUGCUGGAGACUUGUACUCGCCUCAAGUCUCACUUGGCAGCUUUCGUCUUGGCUGAGACUGCUAAGAACCUGAUAACCGAUGGGGAAGUCCAAGCUGCCGGCCAACGUUUUCCCACCGCUAGAGCUCUCAAGUUCAGAGAAACAAGCCAUCGUCAACUACACUGAAGAACUGGUAGCCGAAACGUUGCUGGCCAGCGAGAAAUUCAUCGCACAUCAUCGCAAGCUCAACCCCGAGCGCUGGAAGUACGUUAAAACCCAAGAACAACUGCACGUGUACCGCUCUCGACGACGCAAGAGCUCGGCGUCGUUAGAACCUCCGCAACUCUUAGACGUGAGCAGUGGCGGCAGCUAUACCUCCUCCGAGGCGUCUCAAACGCAGAGUUCGCGAGGUCAUAGUCAUCGUCACGAUGCCGAUUACUUAACGGACGGGUCGCUACUGGAACGUGCGCGACCCGACCGCGUGCCGUUGAUGGUUAUCACCGGCAAGAUGGAGGGAACAGUAGAGGACGCGGCCUUUGGGGCGCUGGCGGACAACGAAGCGCGGUGGCGGCUGCGUGACGCCUAUAUCGGCGAUGAAUACGACGACCAGAAGAUCCUAGCGACGCUAGAGACGCCGUCAGACGACGACCCGUUCCGUUUUUUAGGCGUUAAAUGGGCCACUAAAGUGCUGGGUACAUUCAUUACCCAACGCGACAUGGUGUACGUCGAGUCGACGGGCAUUUCCCGCGACUCGAACGGCGAACGGGUCGCGUACAUGCUCGUGCACAGCUACGCGUUGGACCGGGUUCCAGAACUGACCGAGUUUGGCGUCAUCCGCGCUCGGAUCUCGUCGUGUUUUAUCUUGCGCACGCACUCGGAGCGACAAGUUGAAGUGUUUUGCCGCGCUUUUAACGAUAUGGGCGGCGAUAUCAUGGAGGGCGUCACGGUUAACCUGUUCAAGGAGAUGCUGCUGUCUGUGGGUGGACUGGUACAGUGCGCGUACGUCAAGAAGCUCAAGUGGCAGAUGAGCGCGAGAGAACGCGAAGCGAGAGAGCACGCGACGACGCUGGCGGCUCAAGCGCACGCGCCGACGCACUGCGCGUCGUGUCACCACUCGUUGAGCAAGUUCGGCCGUCUUAUUCAGACGGGAUCAGCUUGUCAAGUGUGUCAUCGAGUCUUCUGCAACAAGUGCACGGUGUCUAAACGAGUGGGUGUGGACUUUGGCAACAGCGGAGGGAUUACCGAAAAGAGCAUGGACUUCUGCCAAGAUUGUAUGAAAUUGGCAAUGAAACUACCCGCUUGGAACGUUGCGCUCGAGACGACACCGAAGAGUUCGAGGGGGAUACGCCACAACAAUUCGCUUUCCAAGUCGCUGUCCAAGUCGACGAGCUCUAGCUAGAUGGCAAACGGAUAACACCACUAGUGCAAGUAAGAAAAUGUUAGCAGUAGAUUAUUAUGAAAACUGACAACAGAGUGAUGGGAAG
This is a messenger RNA of Phytophthora nicotianae INRA-310, 1506 nucleotides long. RefSeq lists its product as hypothetical. The coding region runs from base 123 to 1421 and encodes 432 amino acids. The transcript has a single exon. NCBI's taxonomy places the organism in Eukaryota, Oomycota, Peronosporomycetes, Peronosporales, Peronosporaceae. The record is from RefSeq and is a predicted model, not a curated record.